This is a messenger RNA of Entrophospora sp. SA101, 1668 nucleotides long. Lineage: Eukaryota; Fungi; Glomeromycota; Glomeromycetes; Entrophosporales; Entrophosporaceae. The record is from the annotation of a GenBank genome assembly.
AUGUCUGAUAAAAUGGAAAUUUCCAAUAAACAUUAUUCUGUCGAAGAAGUCGAAACUCCAAAUAAUGAAAAUGAUUAUCCACCAAUCACUGUUUCUGCAACAGAUACAACUACCACGAAACUGAUGCCACCACCACCUGAAGAAAACACCGCCCCUUUUCCUAAUAAUUGUAAAAAAGAUUUAUCUAGAAAUCCAAAUAUUUUCCCAAACCAUUAUAAUCUGGUAUUAAUAAUUUCUUCAAGGAUUGAGGAAUUUAAUCGGAGAAAAUUACUGAGAAAAUUGUUAUUCAACAUAAAUGACAAUUUAAUACCCUGUAUGCAUCAAGAUAAUAACGAACAACCUUUUCAUAACAUCUAUUAUCAAUUCCUAGCAAAAAGUGAUAAAAAUAUUAAAGAUUAUAAGGCAAGAAAAUUUAUAGCAGAAAAAAUGGAAUAUAAUGAUUUGACAGAAAUUACUGAUAAUGGUGUUGAUGAUUGGCAGGCCUCAAUGUUAAAAUGGUCUCAAACUUUAAAUGAUGAAUUAUGUAUAUCAUAUGACUUCCUGGUGAUUCAAGAUUCCUUAACUUUACCAAAUUUAAUCAAACUUCAAAAGGUCUUAUAUUCGAAAACUUCUUUGAUAGGAAACAACAAUAUAAAAGAUAAACGAAAUUUAAUUUGGGGAUCGUUUAGAACAAAUUUAACUGACAAUAUGUUCACUGUUUUAGGUUCAAAUAUUAUUCCAAAGAUUUUGGAAGUUCCUUUAAUCACUAUUGUAGAAUGGCCAAAUUCAAUCGACAGUAUAUCAUCUGGUAUAGAUAAUGUGAUUGCAAUAGGUAAUAUUUAUCAGAAUUGGAUUAUGACAGAUUUAUUAUCAGGUUUAUCAAUAGAACAAAUAAUACCAUGUAAAUCGAGAAUGAAUUUAAAAAAAACCAGCACAACUUUAAAUCGUUACAAUAAUGUUGAUUUAAACAAAAGUUCUAGACCUUCAAUAGCUAUAAUAACAAGCAGCUAUUUAUAUUCAGACGAUUGUAUGAACGUUGCAGGUAUUUUAUCUGCUGAUAAUAAACGUGUUUAUGCUAAUAAACAUGGUUAUGCAUUUGUGGCUAGAUCUACGGAAUACUGGCAACAAACAUUCCGUGUGCGUCAAAAAGUAUGGGGAAAAAUUGAUUUCGUAGAAACUAUAUUACCAUAUUAUGAAUGGGUGGUUUGGUUGGAUAUGGAUGCAAUUUUUGUUAAUCGUAUAUUUUCCAUUGAACAAUUAUUUGAAAAGAUCAAAGAAAGAAUGAUUGGAGAAAAUGAUGAACGUGAUUUUAAUGAUAUAAAUUUCAUUGUGGCUAGACCGGCUGGAGACCACAUGAUAAAUGCUGGCGUAUUUUUAAUUAGAAAUACAGAUUGGAGUUUUAGAUUUUUAAGAGCCGUUCAAGGUAGAAUUGAUAGAGCCUUUUCAGGAUCGAUAGAACAAGCAGCCUUAAAAGAUACGAUAAAAGAACAUAAAUGGGGAAACCAGGUUUAUCGUAUCGAGAAAGAUGAUCAUGUUAUGAAUACUUUUCCUGAUCGUUAUUUACCAGGCGAUUUUAUUAUACAUUAUGCGCCCGUAGGUCAUUGUCCUGCUAAACAAGUUACGAAAGGAUUGAGAAAACUUAAAAAAAUUGAAACAAUUAAAGGUUAUAAUGCUGAUUUACCAUUUUAA